This is a messenger RNA of Helianthus annuus (common sunflower), 2034 nucleotides long. Its product is annotated as receptor-like protein EIX2. The record is from RefSeq and is a predicted model, not a curated record. The coding region runs from base 1 to 2034 and encodes 677 amino acids. Lineage: Eukaryota; Viridiplantae; Streptophyta; Magnoliopsida; Asterales; Asteraceae. The transcript is spliced from 3 exons. Gene Ontology annotation, molecular function: protein binding.
AUGAAGGAGGAGCAAGUAAUUAUAAGUGCAUCGAUAAGGAGAGGCAUGCUCUUCUUGAAUUCAAAGCAUACAUUGAUCAAGACCCCAAGGGUUUUCUCUCUUGUUGAUGAAGAAGCAACCAAUGAUUGUUGUAGCUGGAGUGGAGUUACAUGCAACAACCAUUCUCAUGCUACUGGCCUUGACUUGAAAGGUGGAGAUCUUAAAGUUUUAAGUUUAGAUGAUUGUGACCUCUCACAGAUCAUACAUCCAUAUUCUCAUUCCGCAGCCAACUUUUCUUUUCCUCCGCAUAUUAGUCAAAUUUAUCUCGGAAACAACAACCUCAACUCAUCCAUGUAUCAUUGGUUGUUUCCAUUAACUAGCAACCGGCUUGAAACUCUUGAUCUUUCAGGAAACAAGUUAGAUGGGAUACCCGAAUAUCUUGGAAAUCUCUGCUUGGGAGUUUUGUAUUUUGAUGAAAACUCAAUGCCUGUCGUAUUUCCUGAUUUAUUGAAAAACUUGUCUGGAUGUACAUCUGUUACGCUAGAAUUGUUGCAAGCUCAAUCUAGCCAGUUGACAGGGUCGAUAUCCGAUGAUAUCCAAAAGUUUUCAUCCCUAGAAGCGUUAAUCCUUUCUCACAAUAAAUUAAAUGGAAGUAUAAGUGAAAAAUUGUGGAAACUACCCAAUCUUUUCAGGCUUGAUCUUUCUUCCAAUUAUCUUAAAGGAGCCAUCCCUAAAAUCAAAGGAAAGUCAAAGAUUACCUUUAUAAAUCUUUCAAACAACUCACUCGAAGUUGUUCCUUCCAUUGCUUGGAAAUGUAGUGUACGAAGGAUUGACAUGAGCUCCAACAACUUUCAUGGUCCUAUACCACAUGUUCCAUCACUGUGUUUACUUGAUUUAUCGGAUAAUUCAUUAACAGGAGAAAUUCCAGAUUGUUUUUGGCAUUUUAAACAACUAAGAGUUCUUAAGCUUGGUCAAAACAAUUUUUCUGGAAGGCUUCCUGCUUCUCUGAAGUAUUUGACCAAACUUGAGGUUUUGUACUUGUACAACAACAGCUUCACAGGAGAAUUCCCCUUAUCUUUACAGGCGUGUAAAAAGUUAGCCUUUUUGGACUUGGGGGCCAAUAAGUUUUCUGGUUACGUGCCUAUUUGGAUCGGCGAAAAAUUGCAAAGCUUGUAUAUUUUUAGACUUUCAUCAAAUAAUUUCUAUGGAACUAUCCCUUCACAAUUAUGUCCAUUGGUGAAUCUAACAGUUUUAGACCUUUCAAUGAACAACCUCUAUGGAACCAUCCCCACAUGUCUCGGUAAUCUUACUUCCAUGGUGCAAUCAAGUGACCAAAAUGUGCACGCUUAUUCUACGUACUGGGAAUAUUUCGGUGAUAGCUAUGUUGACCAUAUGACGUUCAAUUGGCAAGGAAGUAUACGUGAAUUUAGCAGCACUCUAGGAUUGAUGAAGAGUAUUGAUUUAUCAAGCAACAAUCUAACAGGAAUUAUCCCAGAUGAACUAACCGAUCUCCAUGAAUUGAUUACACUGAACUUGUCAAUGAAUGCUCUCCUCGGAGGGAUUCCAGCAAAUAUUGGCCAGAUGACAAAUCUUCUACAUUUGGAUGUGUCUCGAAACAAUCUUUCGGGAAAUAUACCGCUAAGCAUGUCUCAGAUGUCUUCAUUAAAUUAUCUAGACGUGUCAUAUAAUAAUUUGUCUGGGAGAAUUCCAUCUGGCACUCAACUCCAGUCUUUUGAACGUUCAAGAUACAUCGGAAAUGAAGGACUAUGUGGACCUCCCCUGACCAAAUAUUGCCCUGGAGAUAAAGAGUUAGAAGUAACCCCCUUUCUUGGUCAAAGUGAGAUUGGAGGCAAAGGCAUAGAUGAACUGGAAACAUGGUUUUAUAUUGGUGGUGCUAUCGGCUUUGCAACUGGAUUUUGGAUAGUAUGUGGCACUUUAAUUGUCAAUCGUCGUUGGAGGAAUGCUUUUUUUCACUAUUUUGAUUCCUUGAAAGAUUGGGUUUAUGUAAAAAUGAUGGUCUUCAUUGCAAAAUUGCAGCGAGGUGCAAAUGCAUAG